Molecule: messenger RNA, 9551 nt
Organism: Hyla sarda
Lineage: Eukaryota; Metazoa; Chordata; Amphibia; Anura; Hylidae
Gene: TTC3
Product: tetratricopeptide repeat domain 3
Molecular function (GO): zinc ion binding; protein binding
Source: RefSeq, a predicted model, not a curated record
UUGGCUUAUUUUUAGCAGCAGCUUCCUAGUCGCUCAUUGGUCGCCAGGUGGCGCCAGUGAGAAGAAGCUGGUUUCAGUGGUGACAUGAAUUCUCCUUCCUGUGGAAGGAAUGUAGGUGGGGGGUGUUCACAUUGCACAUUCCUGGGCCGCCCGGCGUCAUCACAUUGCGUCCUGUCUGUUGAAUCUCAGAGAAGGGGCAGGAGGAGGCUAUUGCCUCUACUUGUGGCACCCUAGCCAUGGCUACUGUGGUUACUGAAUUCGGCAUGCGAACUACUCGACUUAUUCCUGGCAAAUGUGAAUGGAACCAUAAUAAAUAUAUAGAGGUUCCUGUCAUUGACAUAGUUCAUAAAGUGGAUCCAGUUGGUUAUUGGCUUUCUCAUUCCUAUGAAGAGAUGAAAAAGAACUGUGAUUUAAUGAAAAUCUAUAUGUUGUGGCCGAUCCUGAUGACCAAUGAUGAAACUAAUGAACAUCCAUACCCAUCCCGUGUUUUUUCAACAGUAGAUAUGAGUAUGAAUGACUUGGAUUACAUGGAAUUAUUAGAGGAUCUUGCUGACCUAUUUAAGAAAGUAGCGAGUGAUCGCCACUUAAUUAUCAAUUUACUGAAAAUAGGAAAUAAAAUGGACAUAGUUACAGCAUCUGCUGUGACAGAUGCAAUACAUUGGGUACAUACGACUGGAGACCAAGUAGUGUUUAAAAAAAUCAUGGAAUCCCACGAACGGCACCGGGGAGUCGCCCUUUUCACCUUCUUUUACCAAUAUUCCUUCUUAUUGACCAAGAUGGGCGAGGAGUGCUGUACGCUGACCGAUAAAGUUAAAAUGCAUGCGUGUGAUAAAUGUGAUGAGGAAUGUGAAAGGAUGAAGCUUCACGGGAAUAUUUUUUUUGAGAAACGACAGUACAUCCAAGCCAUCGAGUUUUACACUACAGCUAUGCAGUACAGUCCCCAUAACCAUUUCUUGUUCAGUAAUCGGGCGCUCUGUUUUAUCCGCCUGCAGGACUAUUGGAAUGCUCUAUUUGAUGGGAAGAAAGCGAUUGUACUUAAGAACACCUGGCCAAAGGGCCACUAUCGCUUUUGUGAAGCCCUUUUCUUACUUGGGGAAAAAGAACGUGCAGUGUUGUCCAAUAAAAAGGCGCAGGAGCUAUGCAGAUGUUGUCCAGAUGGGAUCCGUAACCUAAUCCAGCAAAAUGCCACAUUCAUCCAAGACAUGGAGGCGGCAACAGGAAUGAAAGUCAAGAAAAAUUCUAAAAAGAAACGUGCCAGUGAGAAAAAGACUGCAGCACAUUUCACACCUGUUGUAGAAAACAAAGACGCUAAGGAGGCACCGAGCAAAACAGAAGACAUUACUGAUAAGGAAUGUACCACUGAAUGUAACACAGGAAUUAAAGAAUGUUCAGAAAACCUGCCCAGUCCACAGCCCAAAAAAGGAAAAUCCAAGGGAAAGGGGAGUGAUUCUGAGAAAUUAAGGAUUUCUAAUCCAAUCAGUGAAAUCCAAAAGACUUCAUCUGCUGCUCCUUCACAGGUUGAUUUAGCCAACGUUCAGGAUACAGUGAAGUCCCUUGUGCGGGAAGCCUAUGAAGCACUAAAUGACAAGCGCUGUCGCAAUGCAGAGGGAAUAUUCUCUAAGCUCCUGGACAUCCUGGAACGAGGUGACCUCCAGAGUUUACAUCUAACAAAGCUGGAUUAUGUAGUCCUUCUAUAUGGACAGGCGAAUGCACUGCUCGGUAUUGGACAAUGCGUGGAAUUGGGAAAAGCCGAAAACCAGUUCAAGGGGAUUAUACAGCACCAUUCCAAGGAGAGGUUUAACUCUCUGGCUUUUUAUGGAAUUGGCAAUGUAUAUUUAAGGCAAAAUCGGUUUUCUGAUGCAUUAAAUCAAUAUAUUAAGUCAAAGACCAUGGUGAAUCAUAAGAUGGUUCCUGGUGUUUUAACUUGGCCAACUACCUCUUUUGUCAUUGAAGAAACUAGGCCUGAAAAAUUACAGGUUCUCCUAGAUAAUGCCAUUGAAGAAUGCAAGUUUCCACCUAAGCCAGAUGCCAUAUGUCGCUAUGAGCAGUGUUUAAGUUUGCCUAAACCUCAGAUAUAUUUCUCAGACCCUGACUUUAAGGGCUUUAUACGCAUGGUAUGCUGCCAGUUCUGUAGAGUUGAAUUUCAUGUUUGCUGUUGGAAAAAAAUGAAGGCCACGUUGUAUUCUGAUAAAAAUGACAAGGAUUUCCUGAAAUAUACGUGUCUCACUCCAGACUGCAGAGGAUUAAUUUCUCAUAUUGUAAUAUUUGACCAUAUGGCACAAGUGAAGUGUGAGUUUGAAGAUAAAACCUUGAAAAAGAGAGAACCACAGAAACCAACAGCAAAACAUAAAGUCACCAGCAGCAAAAGCAAUAAAAUAAAGCAUGAACAUAAAACUGAGCGCAAGAAAGCUAUAGAGGAGGAAUCUGUAGGAAAUUCUGAUGACAGUAAAAAACAUCCCCAUGAAUCGAGCCUAUCUGACACUGUCGUGACUAAUGGUUACCCAGUCAAGUGGGAUCCUUUGUUGGCACAAGUAGUAAAAAAGGAGGGUCUGAUAAUACGUGGAUGUCCAACGUUCUUUACAAGUUUUUGGGACUCUGUAUGUGUGUGGAGUAUUAUAAGUCAAGAGAAGCUGGAGCAGCUGGACAAGAAUAGCGGUGCACUUGCCAGUAGUAAAAUGAAGAGUUUUCUUACCUAUCUGUACAAGUUAAAUGAUAGGGUGAAAACCAGAGUAUUUCUUUAUUUGCUGCACUUGCAGGAAGAACUUAAAACCAUUAAUCUGCGUGACUGGCUUCAUAUAGUAAAUAAUAAAGGUUUGGAAGCCGCAAUAGAAUUUCGAGACCGUAAUAAAGAAUGUCUGAAAAACAUUAAGGCAGAGAAUGUAGUAAAUUUGUGGAAUGAAACCUAUGGAAAGAGCCUAAAGUAUAUGAUAGACUGUUCUUCUGUCAGUCUGUUUGAUCUGCUCACUAGUAUGGAUAUAGAAAUAUUCCGGUGUUUCUUAUGGCUUCUUGAAGAAAACAAGCAUAUCGUGUCAGAGUAUGGGCUGGACAAAGAGUUGGAUAAAUAUUUUCAAGAGAUGGAUAUACCAAGAGUUCAAGUACCCAAGAAUUCAUUAGAACUUAACAAUUAUAAUAGUAUGAAACUAAAAAUGAAGCUUAAGAAAAAGAAACGGAAUCAACCUGUAAAGCCAACGUACAAGCUGUCCGGAGCGGUCAGUACUAGAUCACAGGAUGAGGAUAUUUUUACUGAAGAAAAUACCUUAAGCCUUUUGGACCCCAAUGAGCCUUUUUUGGUCCCAGAGUCAUUGCAAAGUGAUAUAGAUGAGUUUGAAGCCCUCUAUGGGAGUCAGAUGAGUUUAUUUGGACACCUUUACAGUGCGAUGGAGGCCAGGGAGCCAAUCAGGGAAACCCUCUAUGAGUACUUCUCUCAGAUUUUAGAGGAACACGGUCCCUUGAAAAUAGAUGAUGAACGAUUGAUAAGAGAAUAUAAAGAAUUUCCAGAGGAAACCCACAGGAUGGUUGACGCAUCUGGGGGUCUUGAGAAUUUUCUGUUGCAGUCAGAUGACUUUACCAUUGUGGAAGACAUGAUUGCCCUUUCUCCUCUCUAUUAUAUACCAUUUAGACAACAAGAAGAGAAAUGUCAUCUGAAUCCCACCGCAGAGGAAUUCAAGCCGUCCUUUACUCCUCUUGUAUAUAAUAAUGCAGACCCAAAUUGUGAUAGCAGCCAGGUUGAUUAUAUGUCUACUGACUCUGGUGCCACUGAAUGUCAUGAGCGUCCAGACUUUUAUAGGGACUUGGAUCGAAAUUAUCAAAAAUUUGCUGAACCAUUCAACAGCCCUCACCUUAGGACUUUACCUGGUUCAGAGUUUGACCUGAUAGAGAAUCACUCAUUUGAACAUCCUGUCCUAGAUGACGAUUUGGAUGAAGUACAUAGCUCAACUAGCAAUGGGUCUGGGGCAUCUAGUAUAGAGGAAGAAGAAGAAGAGUAUGAGGAGGAGGAGGAGGAAGAUGAUAAUGAGGAUGAUGAUGAUGAUACAGUUCCUGAACCAAGUACUGAAUUAAGCCAAGAUAAAUCAUAUACAGAAAAAUCAGAUCAGAGCAACUAUAUGGUCCCAUGCAUGAAAGAAAUACGGCCUAAAUAUAUUCAGACCGCUAUUGUAUCAGUGCAGGUUGACACAGAAUAUUCUCAUCAUGAAGUUAAUACUGAACCUUUCCAACCCUUCGAGACACAGCAGGGGGAUAUUUUGCGUAUGGAAAAAGAACAUGUAGUACUGAGCGACCAGCUGCAGGAGGCUACCGACAAGUACAACAAUUUGCAAGGCCGCUACCAGGAGGAAAUAACAAUCCUGGAAGAGCUGAUACGUAAGACUGCAGAAAGCAGUAAGAUUGCAAAGACAGAACUAGUUUGGCUCCAGCAGGAAUAUGAAAACGAGACCAAGAAGUGGCAGCAGGAGAAGAAAGAAAACCAAGAAAAGUUAAAGGCUCUAAAGAACAAAAUAAAAACUAUUACAGAAGCGAAUGAGAAACAUUCAAGAGGUAUAGAAGAGAAGAAAAAGCAGUAUGAAGUCUAUAUAGAGGAGUUUGCAACGAUACACUGCAGUAAAUUUGAAAGCGAAAAAGCAAAGUUGGAAAGACAUAUUACUAAGCGUGAGACAGACAGAGAGGAAGCUACACAAAGGGCUGCUGUGGCCGAGGCUAUGGUUAUGGAAAACACAAAACAAGCUGAAAUGUUAAAACUUCGAUUGAAAGCCUCUAAUGCUGAACAAAGCAUCAAAAUGUUAAAACCACUGGCUAACAGUAAUCCAGCCUCUUUAGAACAAAUUGCCACCAUGGAGUCUUAUCUGUCAAAGCUAAGGAAAGAAAUGGAUAAGCUGCAGUCUGAGUUUGAUGAAAAAAUUAGCUCUAUGAAAAAAAGUCUGAAGUUGAGCCCUACUGCCAAAAACCUGCCAACUACCGCUGUGUCCCCUGCAGCAUGUGCGUCCCCUGUAACCAUUAAGCCCAGUCCAUCGCCCGUGAAACCGUCUAAUCCGGUUCCUGUCAAAUCUCCUGGAAAGAAAACUGCUGCCAGUAAAAAAGGCCAACAUAAAGCCGUCAAUAAGCCUCCAACACUUCCUACCUCUAAUAGUCAGAAACCCAAGACCCCGACUCCUUCACCAGUAAAACUUGCCGGGGCAGCGGGCCCUGACGCGAGGGCAAAUGGGCAGCCGUCUCCAUCUGCUAAACCUACCUUAUUUGAUAAGAUCAUCAAGGAGCUCCAUGACAUAUUUCCUCAUUAUAAAAGUGCUGAACUCACCGGCUUUAUCAAGGAUUUCCGUGUCCGAAAUAACAGCACUCUAUCUGGUUUGUCGCAUGAAGAAAUUAUUUGUAGGGUGACAGAACACAUACUGGACUGCCAGGCCAAGAGCCCACCGCCCGCAGCCUCCCAGAACAUAACUGGACUGAACGUGUCUAAUUCCGGAUUUGCUGUGGCACAGCCUUCUCCACCUCCACCUCAGCCAAAGCAGCCGUGGAGGGUGGUCACCGGAGGAGCGAAAAACAAAUGGAAGAAUUCUGAUGAUUUAGAGUCUUUUGGUGAAGACCCCUGUAUAAUCUGCCAUGAUGAGUUGAAACAGUUCCCAGUACACAAGCUGGACUGUGGUCACUACUUCCACAAGCAUUGCAUCAAGACCUGGCUCCACACCCAGAGCACUUGUCCAACCUGUCGCGAACACGCUCUGCUGCCAGAAGACUUCCCGGUCCUCGCAGGAAGGAUGAGAAAUGCGUAGCGCGUACAAUACCGGUUUAAUGGCGAAAAAACCCACAAAGGCCUUCUGUAGACAUGAAUUGCAACCUAACACCCUAGUUCUGUCUGCAGCUUUUACUUAUGUCCACAUGUAGCGUAAAUGUUGUCUAUUUUACAUCUGGGUUUCUGCACAGGAAAUGUAAAGUGGAUGAGGAUUUUUAAAGCCGCAGUUGAUCAAUUUCUGAAAUUUUGUAGAUUUUCCCUAUUGACUUUAGUGCAAUCAAAUCCGUUAUGUUGCAGAUUUUGCUUCAAACAGUAGUGUUUUCCAAACAGUGUGUCUCCUGUUGUUGCUAAACUACAACUCCCAGCAGCCUUUGGCUGUCCGGGCAUGUUGGGAUUUGUAGUUUUGCAACAGCUGGAGACACACUGUGAAAAACACUAAUGUACAGGGCUGCCCCUGGGCACAGGAGCUGAAGCAGCUAUACAACAACAGUGUGUCUCCAGCUGUUGCAAAACUACAACUACCGGAUAGCCAAUUUCAUUUAUUUUUCUUAACAUCUACCACUGCAGAAAAUGGACAACUAAAUCGGCAGAAUUCGAAUCUACUAUGGAAUUACCCAAAAUUCAGAAUUUUCAAAAGUAGUGUGUAAUUAUACUUGUUAAUGCUUUUGUCUGUCUUUAGUUUACAGUGUCUCUUAUCAGUGGGUCCUGUUGACCUUCUAUCAUUUGUGCCAAUUUGGGCUCGCAUAUCCACAGUCUCAUUUGCCCAGUGCUAGAGAUGGGAGGGCCUGACAGAAAAAAAAAAAUUUGUGGAAAAGGUUUUUUGUUUUUUCCCCAAAGCCUUUUCUAUUUUUGGGUUGAAAAAAAAAAUGGCGUAGGGAAUAAGUGUUGUGUUUUUUUUAAUUAUGAUAUUUAUAACAUGGUGGUUAAACUAUAACAUUUAGACCCUCAUAAGACAUCUGAGAAUCUUUGCAUUAGUUUUUAGGUUUUCACCUGAAGACAAAUAAAUCCAGGAAUACGAUUCUUAAUACUGAGAGUGCAAUUUAUAAAGAGUAGCAAUAUGCAUUUCUGUCUCUAGGGGUUUAGUUUGGUUGUGGCUGGGCUCCAUCUUGUUGGUAUUAUAGUAGUUUAUUGUUUCUGUUCUCAGAUCGGCCGUAAUUGACAUUUAUUAUCUGAUUUCCAUUAAUGUUCUCCCCCCAUCACAGAUAGUUAUUUGACUCAUCCCCUCCCAGAAUCAAAGAUAAUAUCCCCCCCCAUUGCAGAUAACGUUCAUUCCACAUUCCAGAUAACGUUCUCCUCACCCCAUCCCAAAUAACGUUCUCCUCCUCCCCCACAUACCGUUCUCCUCCCCCCCCCCCACAUACCGUUCUCCUUCCCUCCAUCCCACAUACCGUUCUCUCCCCCCCCCCCCCCCCCCAAAUCCCAGAUAACGUCCCAUCCCCCCCAUCCCAGAUAACAUUUGCCUAUUUUCUGGCUGACUAGUUCAUUGGUUUUUCCUUUUCGUCCUCUGACACCAACAUGCAGCAUUGAAAUUUAUUUUUAUUUUGUAAAACUACUCCACUGAAUUUUUUGUUUAAAAAUUUUCUCAACAUUAACCCCCCCCCCCCCCUCCCCCUUCAUUGGGGAACACCUAUACUGAUGGGUUUAUGCUCUUGCCACUAGGAGGCGCUGACACUAGGAAAAGUCGGCUCCUCCCUGGCAGGAUAUACCCGCCCACUGGAAGUGAUAUGAUCAGUUCUAGCUAGUGUCAGUAGGAGGCAAGACCCAAGUCUUGGAGCUCCCCAGGCCUGGUCUUUUUUUUUUAUUAAUAAUUUUCUAGUAAGGGCUGGGGGGUGGGGGUGGGGGGCCGGGUCCGGAGCAUGGCACUACCUGUUCCCCCAUAUGCGACAAAGGGGCACAGACAGAGUAUGUACUGUCAAUCCCUUCUUGCCAAUGGCCAGCACCUGGAGGUUGUAACCUGGGUCUGGGACCCCCACUGCCUCGCUAUCUUAGCCUGGUAUGAUGCAGCGUGGCCAUAAGCUGGGUGAGUGUAUGAAGAUGGAGCCUGUUGGUGAGUAUGUCUAAAAUCCUCCACCCCCCUCCUUCUCCCCCUUCCCUUCUGUACUCUGCUAGGGUUUCUCCAUCCUGAGGUCCCUUUUCCCCAGCGCCGGCUCCUCAGCCACCAUUACACGUGGCUGUGCUGGGUUAACCUUGUGGCCUCCUGGUCACACUACCGGCAGCCCCAUCUGCAGCAAUCCUCAUGCUAGCUCAGGGAUAUUGUGCAUGGCAUUUCUGCCAUGAUAUAUCUGCCAUGCCCACAGCUGCAUUCCAGCCCCUUCCCCAGGGCUAGACACCGGUGGGAUGCCCCUGCAGAUGCAUCCGCAUCCUUGACCUUAGCUGAAGGCCUUUCCCAGGUGUUUCGUUCUCUUGUGUCAUUAGACAUCAAGUGUCCUCUUUGUGGUCUUUAUUCCCGGGAGGGUGCUGGGAAACAGCAGGGGUAUCAAUUUUCUCCCACAGGUCCUUUUAGGUCUUCGGAAUCUGUGGCUAGUGUGCUGGACUACCUACUUCUACUGCAAGGUUUUCAAGCAUGUGUUCCUACUUGGACAUGGACUGGAUCCAAUACCACAGACGGGGGUUUGCGUGGUUUCCUCUGCCACCAGUCACUCAUCAGAUGGCUGCCGCAUCCACCGCUGGAAUUACAGCUCCCACUGCUAACAAGUGGUGUCCGAAGGAGUGACCCAGCGUGUACAGUGGAUUUUGUGCAGGGCGACGGGGAUACAAUCCACGGCUGCUUAGCCUCCCCUGAUCUCCCAGGAUGGCGGGGAUACUAUCCAUGGCCCCAGGCCUCCCCAUGCGACAAUAUGGCAGCAGCGCCUCUGGGUGUUCUCUAUUGGUAAGCCAGACUGUCUGCUCAGUUUCUGCCGCUACCGGUCUCCCAUCAUGGGGCUGCCGUAUGAUUGGCUGGAGUUUCGGUACCCCUCUUCUAAUGUGAGGAGUCCAGAAGGGUGUCAUUAUAGGUACAAUGGGACCCUGUGCCAGUAAGCUGGACAGUGGUCUUCAUGGUCUCCUACACCUCUAGGUCGCCCUUCAGGAGUUACGGUCCCUCUGCUAUGGCGCGGUGUCUGAAGAAGUGACCCUAAGUGUCCUAUCGACACUUUUCAGAGUGACAGGGAUGCAAUCCAGGGCUCCUCAACCUCCCCUGAUCUUCCAGGGUGACAGGGAUUCUAUCCACUGGGAUGCCACGUGCUUGGCGGUGUUUUCCUGUACCUUUCUGCGUGGGAGGACUCUGGACGAGGGUUCUUGCAAGUGCACAGGGAUGAUGCCAGUCAGCCAGACUUCGUCUGCAUGGUCUCCGGCACCACCAGGUCGCCCAUUGGAUCAGCCGCACUUCGGUACCCCACUUUCUGGGUUCGAAGGAGUGAUCCAAUGCGUUCAGGAAUCCGGUCAGCCAUGAUUUACUGCUAAGUCGGGUCAACUACCAUACACUUCCCACUCCGUGGACGGAUGUUCAGGCAUCCCACUGCCGAGAUGUAGUUCUGAGUGAGUCAACCCAUGUUCCUCCAUGUGCCCUAUGCAAUGCACCACAUACUGGUUUGCAGGGUUUGCUAUUUUACCAGGUCCCUCUCUGCAUGUCUGCCAUUCUCACGGCUGAAGGCUUGUAACUAGAGAUGAGCGAAGUUACAGUGAUUUGAUUAGUCCCGAACUUCUCGGCACGGCGGUUGCUGACUUUAGCCUGCAUAAAUUAGUUCAGCUUUCAGAUGCUCCGGUGGGCUGAAAAAGGUGGAUACAGUCCUAGGAAAGAGUCUCCAGCCACCGGAGCACCUGAAAGCUGAACUAAUUUAUGCAUGCUAAA